Messenger RNA from Epinephelus lanceolatus (giant grouper), 1552 nucleotides. It is a transcript of the gene cenpl, whose product is annotated as centromere protein L. NCBI's taxonomy places the organism in Eukaryota, Metazoa, Chordata, Actinopteri, Perciformes, Serranidae. The record is from RefSeq and is a predicted model, not a curated record.
CUGGGAAAGCGCGAUGUUUAAAUCUGUUUCCGGUUUCUUUCUGCCUCGGCCACCAUGGCCAAAGAGCUAAAAUUGAGGGCUUCAGCCGGUACGCCAAACAUGGAGCGACAACCCAGCAGUGUGACAAGGACUCCUCUCAACAGUGUUGUAGUCCAGAGGAGGAGCAAAACCAGGAGCUACCGGCUGUCAUACCGCAGCUGCUUGGGUGCUGCCUCACGUCUCGGCUUGACCCCAGCGUUGACGGCGCGCAGGCUCAACACCAGCAGACGGGCUCCAAAGUCACACAACAUCACUGAGAAGGUGAAUUUGGAGCAGCUGGCCUUGCUGGUGAAAACGGAGUGGCAGCUGUCGUACGUCACUCCUCUCUAUCAGUUCAGACACACUCAGCUGAAGAGCUACUCCAGGCAGCUCUCGGCGUUCAUUGCCGCAGAGAAGCAGCAAGGUUUGGCAGUGGAGGUGGAGGGACCACAGAAACCCUUCAGAGCCUCCUUCUCGUUGGUGCAGGGGAUGGCACAGUCAGACGAUGACGCAGAAAUGGUCCUCAUACAGAUCCACUCAAAGCCUUUGUUUGCCAGGCAGGACGAGCCACAGAAGCCAGUCUGGAGCGGCUGGCUCACCUGCAUCAACGGCAACCCCGAUUACCUGCGCUCACUGCCAAAGGACUUCAUCUGUCUGCCACUCUUCGGCAGCAGCGGGGCAGAGGGUCUCACAUCUUUGGUCAAAUCUUGGUUCCAGCAGUCCUUCGACUGCUGCUUCGGCCCCCUGGAAAUCAGCCACAUGAGUUUACAAUGGCUGAUGGCGUUAUGGACGAACUGCCACACUGAGUCCAGCUUACAACACCUCAAAAUGAUUUGGACACUUCCAGUUACGCCACUGCUGCAGGUCACCUACACAGUUCGACCUGAGGACGCCUGGGACCUGUGGUGCAGUGUGAGGAAGGAGAAGGAGAAUGAAGGAGGGGAGGAGGCAGAGGAGGAGAGCAGUAUCGACAUUGAGGAGGUGGUGAGGUUCAUGCAGGGGCUGAAGAGCCACUUCUACAGACACUUCAGACUGGAUCUGUCAGCGGGCAGCCUGAACCAGGUCUCCACAGCACUGGGCUCAGCCAAAUACAGCGGCAGGAUCAAGAUCUCCAACAGUAAAUACAUGAUCACCACCCUGACGCUACUGACAGAGUGCGCCCUCCUCAAAAUGCCCAUCUGAGUGGUACAACAAAGACUUACCCCCACCAGGAGAUGCAACGUUACAAUACACAACACUUACUCCUAGGAAAGCCUGGAAAUGCAGCUUAAUUACAGUGCAGAUUGCUUUUUUAAAACAUAUAAAUAAAGUCAAACAUCCAUGUUUUAAACCUCUCUUCAAAACAUGAAAUUGAGAGUAGUUUUUUUUUUGCAAUAUUCUAUUUAAUAUUGCGCACAACUGAGUCAUGUUUUGGCUAUUUUUUCACUCUUUUCCUGCAUGUAAACAUUACGUACAUAUGUUCCACCUCUUUUUGUAAAUACUUUACUGUAUAUAAUUUUGUCAUUUAUAGAUGUAAAUAAAAGCCAGAAAAAGA